AAAUUUAUCAGUGCUCUGACCACAUUGCUGCUGACGCCUACGCGCACAGAGACACGGGCUCCGCAACCUCUGCCUUGCACGGGGGGGAAAUGCUGAACAAUGGAUGCCCAAGAGAGAGCAGCCCUAGCUAUUUCCACCAGAAACCCUCAAGAAGACUUUGAACUUCUGCUCAGAGUUGGUGGAGGGACCUACGGGGAAGUCUACAAGGCGAAGAACAAAGAGACAGGAAAGCUAACAGCAAUCAAAAUUGUCAAGAUGGAGGCAGAUGACGACUGCACCACCAUUCAGCAAGAGAUCCUCAUGGUGAAGACCUGCAAGCAUCACAACAUAGUCGCCUAUUAUGGGAGCUACAUCCGGUUAAACAAGCUGUGGAUUUGCAUGGAGUUCUGCGCGGGGGGCUCCCUUCAGGACAUUUACCAAGCCACCGGGCCUCUUUCGGAGCUGCAGAUCGCCUACGUUUGCCGGGAAACGUUGCAAGGUCUGUCUUAUCUUCACAACCAAGGGAAAAUCCACAGAGACAUCAAGGGGGCCAACAUUCUCCUCAAUGACCACGGGGAAGUCAAACUGGCGGAUUUUGGGAUCUCAGCACAACUCAGCGCUACCUUUGCCCGGAGAAUGUCUUUCAUCGGCACACCUUACUGGAUGGCCCCGGAGGUGGCAGCGGUAGAGCUCAAAGGCGGGUACAACGAGCUUUGCGACGUGUGGUCUGUGGGGAUCACGGCGAUCGAGCUGGCGGAGCUGGAGCCCCCCUUGUUCGACGUGCACCCGCUGCGGGUCCUGGUCCUCAUGACCAAGAGCGGCUAUCAGCCCCCCAAACUCAAGGAAAAGGCUCGUUGGUCUCCGGCCUUCCACAACUUCGUCAAGGUGACGUUAACCAAGAAUCCCAAGAAGCGGCCCAGCGCCUCCAAGAUGCUGACGCAUCAGCUAGUUGCUCAGCCGGGACUGAGCUGCAGCCUGACCCUUGACCUCCUGGAGAAACUGCGGUAUCCUGACAAGUUCCCCAGCUGUAGAGGAGAGACAGAUGAAGAGGAGCAAGAGCCGCCUCCGCCUCCCGUGCCCCGAAGGAUCCGCUCCAGCCAGCGCCAGGGCGUGACCUCACCUGGAUGCGCCAGUCCAAGGGCCCAUAAUUUCGGUCACACUCUCAGAAACGCAGAGAGUCUGGAAUCCUCGAACUUCACGGAAUUCUCCGCGGAUUCUGGGUGCAGCUUUGGCAGCCACCUCUACAGCGCUGCACCUGGCACCAGGAAGGACCUGAGCGACUCAGACCACGAUUAUGACGACGUGGACAUCCCCAGCAGAAGCCAUCCGAGCAGUGAGACCUCAGCGGCUGAGCCCCCUCCCCCGCUGCCUCCCAAGCCCAAACUCUGGAUCUCCCCGGAUGAGACCGUGGCGGAACGAGUCCCCUUGCGGCGCCCUGCCAAGCCCAUCUUCCGUGGGCGCUGCUCUAGUGGCCCCGUGAUGAGCUGGGCUCCUCAGCAAGCCACGCCGGCGGAGGCCCAGCUCGCCCACCUCACCGCCAGAUCAGUCCCCGAACUGCGACCCGUCCCCCAGAACGAAGAGCCACCCGUCCUUCCACCCAAGCCGGAGAAGAAGCAGAAACCGGCCCGGGCGCUCUUCAGGAAGAUUUUUAACGAGUGCCCCUUGCACGUCACCUCAGUGACUGCGUGGACCCAUCCAAGUACCAACGAGCCACACUUGAUUCUGGGUGCCGAAGAAGGGAUAUUUGCCUUGAAUCGGAGCGAGCUGGAACCCACCCUGGAGCUGCUCUACCACAGCCGCACAACUUGGGUGUACUGUAUCGGGAACGUGCUCAUGUCCCUUUCUGGCAAGUCCCCGCAGCUCUUUUCCCAUAAUUUGCUGGGCCUCUACGAGCAGAGCAAGCGAGAGCAGCGCCCCGGGCUGUCCAUCUCCCCACACAGGCUGCUGCCCAGGAAAAACAUCACCACCAGCAAGAUUCCAGAUACCAAAGGAUGCCAGAAAUGUUGCACAGCAAAAAACACACAGACCGGCUGCCAUUACCUCUGUGGCGCACUGGAGGCAGGGGUCGUGCUGCUGCAGUGGUACGAACCCAUGCAGAAAUUCAUGCUGGUCAAGUAUUUUGACUUCCCACUGCCCUCACCGCUUCCUGUGUUCGAGAUGCUGGUGACCCCUGACGAGGAGUACCCGGCGGUCUGCAUCGGCGUGAGCAAGGGUCCUCCGGGGCAGCCGGUGCAGUUCCAGAUCAUCAACCUCAACUCGCUCACCUCCUGGUUCAUCGAUGACGGCAGUGCAGAACCUGCAUGCUCUGGUCUGGUCCAGGUGACCCAGCUGGACAGCAAGACGGUGCUGGUCCUGAUGGACAGGAGCAUCCAUUUUGUCAGUCUCCAAGGAACGCGGCUCCAGUCACACCCAGAGCUCACGUUUGACGUGGCCGUGGAGUCCGUCGCGGUGGUGCAGAACUGUGUGCAUGCAUUUUGGCGCCAUGGCGUGCAGACGCGGCCCUUUGGUUCAGGACAGGUAGCACGGGAGCUGCAGGAUCAGCGGUGGACCUUCCGCUUACUAGGUGCCUCCAGCACGGUCGUCUUAGAGACUCGCCCCGUGGACGAUCCCAACUCUGCCAGCAAUCUUUACGUGCCAGAAUGACACUCGCCGGACGUUGAACUAAGAGCUCUGCACUCUCCCGUCAUGCCAAAUCCUGUGCCUGGCCCGCGGGGCCGCCUCCAGUCGCAGGCGGUACACAGCUCCAGCGUGGGCACUGAUGCUCCUGAAGCUGGUAAGGGGAAGGCCAGGCUGGGACAGCCGAUUCACAUUUCGUGGGGAGCCUGGCAGUGCGAGCCAUCGGGCUGGCUUCUGGGGCUCCCCGCCAACUGGAACGAGCUCCUCACACCCCCUCUCCCAGUUCUGCGUCUUCCUUGCACACCAGUAAAGAUUAUGUUCAGGGU
Varanus komodoensis (Komodo dragon) is the source of this 2921-nucleotide messenger RNA. RefSeq names its product mitogen-activated protein kinase kinase kinase kinase 1 (gene MAP4K1). Gene Ontology annotation, biological process: protein phosphorylation. The record is from RefSeq and is a predicted model, not a curated record. Bases 100 to 2622 code for a protein of 840 amino acids. The transcript has 32 exons. Gene Ontology annotation, molecular function: ATP binding; MAP kinase kinase kinase kinase activity. NCBI's taxonomy places the organism in Eukaryota, Metazoa, Chordata, Lepidosauria, Squamata, Varanidae.